Molecule: messenger RNA, 2603 nt
Organism: Zingiber officinale
Lineage: Eukaryota; Viridiplantae; Streptophyta; Magnoliopsida; Zingiberales; Zingiberaceae
Product: transport inhibitor response 1-like protein Os05g0150500
Exons: 9
Coding region: 78-2354 (758 amino acids)
Biological process (GO): SCF-dependent proteasomal ubiquitin-dependent protein catabolic process
Cellular component (GO): SCF ubiquitin ligase complex
Molecular function (GO): protein binding
Source: RefSeq, a predicted model, not a curated record
CGCAGCCACCAAAAUUGUGCCUCUCUCUUGUUCCUCUGAUUUGGUAGCAGAGGUUGGCAGAGGUUGGCGGAGAAGGAAUGGGGAAGGCGGCGAAGGGAUCGCGGAAGGGGAAGAAGGCAUGGAGGCCCGACAUCACCACCAACCACAUCGACGAUUACUUCGACGAGUCCAUCAGGGACGCCUUCACCGGCAAGGCCUCCGACACGAAAUCCACUGACAAAAUUCCUGCAAAAAGAAAAUUUGAGAAACACAAGGAAAAAGUUCUCCAUUAUGAAAAUCCUUUUGUCCAAGCUGUUACAUCGUCUUCUUCAAAAAAAUCAAAGCGGAAAAAGAAACAAGUGAACACACAAACAAUACAACAUGACAAAUUUUCACAGGUAGAUGAUAUAUCUUCCACUCUAACUGACAUAUGGAAUAAUGAAGGUGAAGCAACUGACAGGCCUAAAAAGAAGGCUUCCAUCAUUCCAGUUGUUGAAGUGGAGCCACCGGGCUGUUCAUUUUAUCCUUCAUUUGAGGCUUGUCAAGAUUCAUUUGCUCUAGUUGUUGCAAGUGGGAUGCAGAAAAUUUACAAAAAAGAAUUGGGUCCUCAGCCUCUACUAGAAACAAUUCCCGGUGAAGCAAUUGCAAAUGAAGAUGACGGGGCCCUCUCUUGGACAGCCGCCUUCCCCUACGAGGUGUGGGAGCACAUUUUCUCUUUCCUACCGACCGAUGCUGACCGCCAUGCCGUUGCCCUGGUUUGUCGCUCCUGGUACCAGAUAGAACGGUUGUCGAGGCGGAAGAUCUUCGUGGGGAACUGUUAUGCGGUGGCGCCAGUCGCGGCGGUGCGGCGAUUCCCGGAGGUUAGGGUGGCAACCAUCAAGGGGAAGCCGAGUUUCGCAGAUUUACUGUGCACCGACUGGGGUGGUGGGGUAGAGAUGUGGAUCCAGUCAAUGGCUAAUGGUUGGCCACUUCUCGAGGAGCUUCAGCUCAAGCGAAUGGUGGUCUCUGAUGAUUGUCUCAAGCUUAUUGCCCGGUCCUUUAAGAACUUUAGGGUUCUGUCUCUAGCCUUCUGCGAAGGGUUCAGUGCUGUCGGGCUAGCCGCCAUUGCAGCCGACUGCAGGAAUCUGGAGGCACUUGAUCUGCAUCAAUAUAGAGUGAAGAAGAAUUGUAUAAACUGGAUAUCUCAUUUUCCAGAAUCCUUUACUUCCCUGGUUACUCUCAACAUUGCAUGCCUGGAUGGUGAGAUGAAUGUAUCUACUCUUGAACGCCUCAUUAGCAGAUGUCCCUAUCUCAAGACUCUCAGACUCAAUCAUGUCACUCCUCUAGAAAAACUUGUUGGCCUUCUACACAGGGCUCCACAGCUGGUAGACCUUGGAAUUGGCAUUCUCAUAGGAGAAGGUUAUCCAGGAUUUUUCUCCAAGCUUGAAUCUGCUUUUGCUCACUUAAAACAUCUGAAGAACCUAUUUUGGAAAGCUGGACCAUUAUACUUGCCAGCAAUAUAUCCAAUUUGUGAAGGUCUUACAACACUGCAUCUCUUUGAGUCUAGCAUAAAAGCACCAGAGCUUGCAAAAGUAGUUUGCCAGUGUAAAAAUCUUCAACAGCUAUGGAUUAGGGACUUAAUUGAGGACGAUGGGCUUAUUGCUGUGGCAUCAUCCUGCAAACUCCUCCGAAAAUUGCAAAUACUUCCUUCUGAUCCACCUUACUGUCCUCUCACAGAAAUUGGCCUUAUUGCUGUCUCUUCUGGUUGUGUAAUGCUCGAGUCUGUUCUCUAUUUUUGCCGGCAGAUGACUAAUUCUGCCCUCCUUAGUAUUGCUAAUAAUUGCCCCAAUCUCAUGUGCUUCCGGCUCUGCAUCCCCAAACCUUACACCCCCGAUUAUAUUACUCAAGAACCUCUAGAUGCUGGCUUUGGGGCUAUUGUUGAAUCCUGCAAAGACCUCCGAUGUCUCUCCAUAUCUGGUCUUCUUACUGACCGUGUGUUCAAAACUAUUGGGGCCUCAGCAAAUCGUCUUAAGCGGCUCUCGGUUUGUUGUGCUGGUGAUGGGGAUGCAGGUCUUCAUUACAUUCUAUCUGGUUGUAGGAAAUUACGCAUGCUGGAAAUUAGGAAAUGCCCGUUUGGUAUCAAGGCAUUGUUGGACAAUGCAGAUAAACUGAAGACAAUGCGAUGCCUUUGGAUGUCGUCAUGCUCUGUGACACUGGGGGAAUGCAGAUUAUUAGCUAAGAAGAUUCCACGGCUUAAUGUGGAGGUUAUUGAUGAGACUGGAGGAGGGCCGGUUCAGUCACGGCGUGAUCAUUUUCCUGUUGAAAAACUAUACAUUUACAAUACUUUUACUGGCCCAAGACUUGAUGCACCACCUUCUGUCUUGACUGUUUGGUGAAAUCAGGUAUUAAGGAAGUGAUAUUAGCUUUAUCUUGUGAAGAUAUAUACUAAGUUGUAGUUAGAAUUUUUAUAUGUGUGAUAUAGAAAUUUGCAUGAUAGAUUUGCUAUGUUUUCAUGAUUAUGAGUUUUUGUCUCUGUUGGGAAUGAAACAGUGAGCAUAUAUGUACAAACUAAAGGAUAUAGCAUCUUCAUACAUGUUAUGAACAAGUGCUAUAACUCAUUUUGUUUGAUAGAUAUAUAUUUCUAA